UUGGAACGAUCGAGCCCCCGUGGGAGGAUCCGCUUUCGAAAUACCGAUUUCUUUUAUUUUGAAAAACCCAGAUACUGUAAACCCGAUAAGUUGAUCGAAGAUGCUUCGGGAAACGCCGGACAGACGCGCCUGAUUCUUCGAGGUGGCAAAACUGUCCUCAGUUUGUGUGUAUUUUUCAAGGCUCGAAAGCAUCUUCAGUCAGACUCACAGGGAGCAGAGGAGGCUGUUGACUGUCCGCAGGCUGUUCUAAAGGUGGGCAGCAGUCGCCAGCAGCCAUGCUGUCAUUGGACGAGCCACUUGACCUGAAGCUCCCCUCAGGGCGGACAGACGGUCCAGUCAGGUUAGGAAAGAGGGCGUGUCCUUCCUCCAUCUGUGCCCCUCUCAGCGCCAUUCGACCACGCCUCCUUUAUACAACCUUUCCUUCACCACCCUCCUCCCCAGAUUCUCAGUCUCCCUCUCAAGAACGACCCAGGUCCUGCUUCACUCCUCCAGCCAUGGACCUCAGCCUGUCCCCCUCUUCCCGCCAUGCCUCCUCCCUCUCCCCGUCCCCUUCAUCCCGCUCCUCCCCGUCUCCCUCCUCACCCCUGGAGUCCCCUCACAGCAGCCGCAGCCCACAGCCACACAUCUUCUCCCGGGAAGCCGCUCGCCAUCUUGGCGUGGAGGGCGGCGCGUCACCGCAGGGUUUUCCCUUUUAUUUGCCGAUGGCGAGUCCGCCGAGGGCCUACAGCUUUCCUUCCUCCAUGUUCAUCAGUCACAGCCGGGAGAAGCAAGUGUCGCCGGAGCCCUCACUUGACGGUCAGCUGGCCUGCCGAUGGAUGAAGUGCCACCUGCUGUUCGACUCGCUGCAGGACUUAGUGGAUCACAUCAACGACUUUCACGUCAAACCUGAAAAGGAUUCUGGGUACUGCUGCCAGUGGGAGGGCUGUGCUCGAAACGGGCGGGGCUUUAAUGCCAGAUAUAAAAUGCUGAUUCACAUCCGCACGCACACGAAUGAGAAGCCGCAUCAUUGUCCCACCUGCAACAAGAGCUUCUCGCGCCUGGAGAACCUGAAGAUUCACACUCGCUCACACACAGGAGAGAAACCCUACAUCUGCCCUUAUGAAGGCUGCAGCAAACGUUACUCCAACUCAAGUGACCGCUUCAAACACACGCGCACCCACUAUGUUGACAAGCCGUAUUACUGCAAGAUGGCCGGCUGCUUGAAGCGCUACACUGAUCCCAGCUCGCUACGCAAGCACAUCAAGGCCCAUGGACACUUUGUUGCCCAGGAGCAAAGUGCCCCGGGCAGACUGGGGUCCGGGCUGGGCCUGCCCGGGCAACAGAAGGCUGCAGAACUGCCCUCUGCAGGCGGAGCCCACAUCAUCAUCCCCAGUGCCGCUGCAGCUCUUCUUGGGGGUCUUGGAGCGUCUUUGCCUCUCUCUGCUUUCUGCCAUGCCAGAGCCCUGGGCCACCAUGGGGCCCCGCUCUUCUCUGCUGGAGGAGGCAGCAGCAUGGGGCCACUCGGCCUCUCAGACUCCCCUCUGUUACACUUUGGACUAUCCGCUGCUUCGGUGUUAGGGUUGGGAGCUCUGGGAGGUCUGAGGCGGAUGGUGGGGAUGGAAACGGAGGGCGAAGACGAGGAGGAAGAAGGUGUGGAGGGCGAGGUGUUGAACCUGUCGGCAGCGGUGGUGCCCAGGCGUAAUGAUCCUGUGUCCUGGGUGGUCGUUCCCCCGAGGGCGCUCCUCCUCAAGCCGGCUGUCGUCAGCUAGGUUGUGCACUUGGCAAAUUCGUAGAGACGAAAGGAGACAAUUGUUUUGUUGUUUUCUUUGUCUGUGUUUGUGAAAAUCACAGUGUACGAGUGUAUGAGGCUUGUGUGCAUAUAUGCACAAGAAAAACAUAAUCACACGGUCUAUUUGUCAUUCCAGUUUGAACGUACAAAGUCUCGGCUGGAUCUUUAAAUGUAUGGUAGCACCAUGCAUGCUUCCAUGAUCUGAAAAUAUAAAGGGCAACUCCACCCAAAAUGAAUCAAAACACAUCGAGCCAUGCAUCUGAUGAGGUUUUGAGAUGAAUUAUACUUCCUCUGUUUAGUAAAGUAGAACAUUACACCCAUAACCAUCACUGUAUGUCAUCUAAUUUACAGUAAGUUGACUUCCAUCGACUCAAGUGAGAAUAACGAUCUGGAACUGGCUCAGCGAGGUGAACAACCCGCAUCUGUUAACUUGUGUGAUUCUCUGAAACGGAUUUUCCCCUCCAGCCUCUUGGAUUGGUUGAAACGUCUUCAGACGUAACUCAAACAAGUACAGUUGCCUGCAGCUAACUAGUGAAGGUGACCGUCAAACUGUCAUUGAUAACUGACUAAAAAGUAGAUCGGACAACUCAGUGACUCAUAAACUUGAGAGAUAAUCAGUUUGAGUGAGAAGAUUUUUGAGCUUUUACCACUUUUUUGCCCAAGCAACUGAUUCAAUGAAAAAGAAUCCACAGUUUAGUAGAUUAUUAUUUCCCUAAACUCCAAUAUAGAAGUAAAGAUAUCACAAAACCUCAGAGGAGAGAUUAUCUCCAUGCAUGGCUUGAUGCCAAAUGAGUAGUAGAGUUUGUUUUGGCUGAACUGACCCUUCUAUAUUCCUUGUCGCACACUGACCUCUGGGUCAGUUUACGGAAGACAAUCACCUGGAGUCGUUUUUUUUUGUUUUUUUUUAAUUACUGAACCAGGUCAUGAAAGAGAGCAGAUGCACUUAUCUUUUUUUUUUACUGUUGACAACCCCCACUGACUGCUUCCACACACCCACACUGUGUCGUCCUGAAUGAAAGCAGAACGAUGGGGCGCCAUGGGAAAUACAGUCCACACCAAGUGUCCAGUUCACGAAUACAUGUUGUAAACGUCGUUGUGAUCUGUGUAUGUCACUCCCACUUCUAUUAUUUCCUCAAGCAAAGGGUAAAGUAAACUGAAAUAAGACAAUCCUUUUGAACGUUUGACACAGAUUCUCAAAAACAUUAGGUUGCAUGUUUGUGAGGAUAACGACAGAGUUUCUGUCUGUUUACAGAGAGUCAAGGCUACAGUAUUAGGAAUCAGACACGUCAUAUUCUGAGCACUUAAAGAUGUUUCCACACGCAGCUGACACAUGCAAUAUGAAAGUAGACGACCCUUUAUGUGCUUUGUCUUGUUAAACGUCGUUAUCUCUCUUAGAUAGCGGUGGUGAAGUGAUCUGAGUGCAGCUCUCCAGUGCAGUGCUCUCGGUUUUCAUUAAAUUACAUGUCAUUUCGCGGACACUUUUAUCCAAAGCGACUUACAAUACAAUGCUUCACUUGGAGAAACCUUGACACAGAACUGUUCUGGGUCGUUGACGCAGCAGCGCUACGAUGUGUGACAUGAAGCAGUAGAUUAUCCACACAGAAAUAAAUGUUUGACCAUGUGAUUUUCUUAAAGUCGCAAGAAAAGAGAAAAAAAAGACUGUAUUGACGUAACUGAAUGUAGGUUUGACUUUAGUCUUGCUCUUGCGGUUUAUUUUUAUUUUCUUUUGCCAAAUCUUGGCUCUGUUUAUCAGUGCAAUGACAAAGAUCUUGAAAAGAUCAGCCAUGUGCUUUACAAACAAGAGGACGUUAGGAACAAGUUAGCGAGGAACACACUCAACCAGGAGUAUGUGACACAGGGGUGUGUAUUUGCAGUACUGUGUACACAUUUGCUAUCAUGAUAUUUGGCUCAUAGAGAAAAAAGGUACACAAAAAUAAGCCAAACAAUGUUGGGAGAGGUAAUGAUUGUUUUUUUGUUUGUUUUUCCAAAGGGGAAAUGCUUGACAAUGGCCACACGUGGGCCUGUAUCUGUGUUGUUGUGUCUUGUACUCUUGUUUGCACAUUGAUUAGUAUUUUUCGAACAGUGCCUUUCAAAUAAAAUGUAUCACACAUUUUAUAUAUAUAUAUAGUAUAUAUAUAUAAAAAAAUUAUACGCAAAUGUAAAUUGUAUAAAUCUACCUUUUAUUAAAUUUUAGAAAACAGAAUUUCAAUAACUUGACAACAGAUGUGAUUUGCACAUCGAGGCCACGGCAACACUCUCUGAGGAUGUCACUAUUGUUGACCAGGACUCUGAAAAUAAACACAAACAAAUGAUCAAAAAAAACCAAAAAAAAAAA
This is a messenger RNA of Solea senegalensis (Senegalese sole), 4103 nucleotides long. Its product is annotated as zinc finger protein GLIS2-like. The transcript is spliced from 7 exons. Gene Ontology annotation, molecular function: RNA polymerase II cis-regulatory region sequence-specific DNA binding; DNA-binding transcription factor activity, RNA polymerase II-specific. The record is from RefSeq and is a predicted model, not a curated record. Bases 276 to 1748 code for a protein of 490 amino acids. NCBI's taxonomy places the organism in Eukaryota, Metazoa, Chordata, Actinopteri, Pleuronectiformes, Soleidae. Gene Ontology annotation, cellular component: nucleus. Gene Ontology annotation, biological process: regulation of transcription by RNA polymerase II; smoothened signaling pathway.